UCGAGAAAGAAUAAUGUUGUUCAAAGCUCUUUCAUUGUUGCUGGUAAUUGGCUCGGCCUUGGCUGGAAUCCCAAGUGAGGCGAGGAUCCAUACUGAAACCACUCUUCUGGAUAUGAUGAUGCAGCCUCGUGGUGAUCCAGUUCUCGACGCUUACUGUUGGAGCCGCUAUACACCUAUCAUGAAGGAGAUUAUCGAUGUGUUCGAGGCUGAAUCCAAGCAAUGCCAAACUGACUUUGAUAUCAGUAAUACUGCCAUCAUUGCAAAGUACUCCAUUAUUCUUGAAAAUGUUACUGCAACUGCAAAGGAAUCCUGUGAUGCUCUGCUCAAAUGUGAUGAUCUUUCAACUCAACUUGAAGCCUUUAAUUGCUUUGGAACAGCAGGUCGUGAUCAAUCCCAAAAACUGACAACAAUGUCAGGAGACUCCCUUGCAGCAGGUAUCAGCCUUGCAGAGGAAAUCAGCAGCAUCACCAGUAUUCAAAAUCUGUGCACUGAGAAGGCGAUCGCACGCUAUAGUAAUGACAAUAGCCAAGCUCUAAAAGAAUUGACGGAGUGUCUCAAUGGCAAUAUUGCAGAGGUUUAAUCAGAAUGUUAAAAUGCCAAAAAUGCAAAAAAAUUGUAUAAUUUGUAUAACGAAAUAUAAUUGUAAUUUAAUCUGUCUUAAUA
Drosophila albomicans is the source of this 663-nucleotide messenger RNA. RefSeq lists its product as uncharacterized. Lineage: Eukaryota; Metazoa; Arthropoda; Insecta; Diptera; Drosophilidae. The coding region runs from base 14 to 580 and encodes 188 amino acids. The record is from RefSeq and is a predicted model, not a curated record. The transcript is spliced from 2 exons.